Manis pentadactyla (Chinese pangolin) is the source of this 1734-nucleotide messenger RNA. RefSeq names its product zinc and ring finger 1 (gene ZNRF1). The record is from RefSeq and is a predicted model, not a curated record. The coding region runs from base 363 to 1046 and encodes 227 amino acids. Lineage: Eukaryota; Metazoa; Chordata; Mammalia; Pholidota; Manidae. The transcript is spliced from 5 exons.
CCGCCGCCCCCCUCCCUCCUUCCCUGCGGCUCCCCCGGCUUUCCGGAGCCCGGGGGCGGACUGUGGCGCGCCGAGCCCGCUCCAGACUGCGCCUCUUUGGACCUUGAGGGGAAACAUGCGUUUGGCUUGGAUCGUUUUAAAUUCUUAGUUUGGGAUCCCCGCCUGCCUGCCUCUUCCGCCCCGCGGGGUUUCUUUUUUCCUUUUUCUUUUCCUGUUCUUUUUUUUUUUUUUUCUCCUUUUUCCCCUCCCGGUCUCCUUUUUGACUUCCUCGCCAUUUAUGCUCGCCCAACCCUCCCCCCGCUGCUGAGAGGUGGGGGAGGGUCUCGGCCUGCAGGUUCCCGCCCCACCGGGCCCGGGCGAGCAUGGGGGGCAAGCAGAGCACGGCGGCCCGCUCCCGGGGCCCCUUUCCGGGAGUCUCCACCGAUGACAGCGCCGUACCCCCGCCGGGAGGGGCACCCCACUUUGGCCACUACCGGGCGGGCGGCGGGGCCAUGGGGCUGCGCAGCCGCUCGGUCAGCUCGGUGGCGGGCAUGGGCAUGGACCCCAGCACGGCCGGGGGGGUGCCCUUUGGCCUCUACACCGCCGCCUCCCGCGGGACCGGCGACUCCGAGAGGGCGCCCGGCGGCGGAGGGUCCACGUCCGACUCCACCUAUGCCCAUGGCAAUGGUUACCAGGAGACGGGCGGCGGUCACCAUAGAGACGGGAUGCUGUACCUGGGCUCCCGAGCCUCGCUGGCGGAUGCUCUACCUCUGCACAUCGCACCCAGGUGGUUCAGCUCGCACAGUGGUUUCAAGUGCCCCAUUUGCUCCAAGUCUGUGGCUUCAGAUGAGAUGGAAAUGCACUUUAUAAUGUGUCUGAGCAAACCUCGCCUCUCCUACAAUGAUGACGUGCUGACUAAAGACGCGGGUGAGUGUGUGAUCUGCCUGGAGGAGCUGCUUCAGGGGGACACAAUAGCCAGGCUGCCCUGCCUGUGCAUUUAUCACAAGAGUUGCAUAGACUCGUGGUUUGAAGUAAACAGAUCUUGUCCAGAACACCCUGCGGACUGACCCUGCUGGGCUCCCUUGCUGACUCCUCUCAAAGAUUGCCGUAUGCUGCCCAGCUAGAGCCCACUCGGUGACAGCCGGACAGGCCACGUGCUUUGAGGGCCAGGAGCACACGCACAUGGUCUCCUGUGCCCAGCACCCGGCCCUCUCCAUCAUCAACCGCUCUGCCUUGGGUGUUCUGUGGUUUUUGUUCCUUUUUUUUUUUUUUUUUUUUUCUGGCUUGUUUUUGCACUUUUCUUCCCUUUGGGACCCUGAUAUCUUGACUUCAUUGCCAAAAAAACAAACCAUCGAGGACCUUCUCCCCUCCAUUCCCGUUCUCCCUCCUGGUUCUGGUCAGUUCAGAGGAUUUAACAAUCACAAGUGUCCUGCAAAAAUGCCUGAAUAUUUUUCUUAGACCCUUGUGUGGAUUUUCUUUUCCAGAAAACUUAGAUAAACAAAAGACUUAUUAAAAGAAUAUGUACAGCUACCCCUGUUUUCAGGCACUCUGAGAACAUUUUAGCCAUUGAUGUUCACACGUGGCAUCAGCCCAUGCAAGAUAGGUUUCUGUAUUUAUAUAUUAAAAUACAAAUAAAACCUUAUAAAAUGUUUAAAAAAAUGUUCAAAGCUUGGGGGAAAAGCUUUCUUCAUUAGUCAAGGUGUUUUGAUAUGGUAUUAAAAUAAUGUCUAAUAAAAGAUGCACCGUGUGACUUUA